AUGCCAUUGAUCACAGUAUGUGGCUAUCCAUGUUCCGGCAAAUCGUCGGUUGUCGCUGCCCUGGUUCAUGCGUUGCAGUUGGCAAAAAUUUCAGAGGAAAUUGUUGCACUCCCCGAACCCCUGCCGGCUUCCACCGAUGACGACCCCAGAGUGCGGAUAUAUGCAGACUCAGUAAAAGAACGUGAAUUACGUGGUCAGCACAAGUCAGAGGUUGAACGGUUCUUAUCUGGUGGAUCAGAUGCUGUUGGUGGUGACGUGCGAAAUCCAAUUGUUAUCAUGGACGCCUGUAAUUAUAUCAAGGGUUAUCGAUACGAGCUAUACUGUUUGGCAAAAUCGUUGAAGCAUCAACAAGCUGUACUUUUUUGUGAUACCCCUCCGGAAACAGUCGCUGAGUGGAACGAAAAGGCCCACCGUUACCCUCCGGAGCUCUUGUCGGAUAUGAUCUCACGUUUUGAAGCACCACAAGCGUCUCAGCGUUGGGAUAGUCCGUUGCUUGUGAUUAAACCUCACCUUUGGCAAAGUGCUGAUCAGAUUGACGUGACCUCUGUCGUCAUGGAUUUAAAGAGUGUGUUUUCCCCAAGCAAUCCGACUGUCCAACCGAACCGUUCCACACUCAGGUCUGCACCUGUCCCUACCGAUUUCCUUCAAACUCUAGAAAGCGUCACGCAAUCUGUGGUGGACCACAUCCUACAAUCCCAGGCAAUGAAAUCGCCCGUUAUCGGUUUGCCGCCAUCCAUUGCACGCGGCACAACGAACUCGGGUCCGCAGAUCAACCUCGCCCACCGCCCCGUCGGAUACAGUCUUCCUGAGUUGGCCCGGUUCAAGCGGCGCUAUAUCGGAAUGCAAAAGAACAAAAUAUCAGACCCUACUACUGCACAAGAUUUCCCAAACGCCACAGUAAUCGCGGCAGAAUUUAUGAAUUUCAUUGCCUGCUCUAGCGGUUGCCCGUGA
Molecule: messenger RNA, 951 nt
Organism: Echinostoma caproni
Lineage: Eukaryota; Metazoa; Platyhelminthes; Trematoda; Plagiorchiida; Echinostomatidae
Source: the annotation of a GenBank genome assembly